AUGCCGCACGUCUUCAACUACGAGAAGGGCGAGUUCGAACAGAUCCACUUCGACAAGGCCGUCAAGUGUGAGCUGUUGACAAGCCAGACAUGUUCCUUGACACUGUGCAUGAGAGGUGCUGGGGAGAUUUUGUCCGGUGUUGACUUGUGUGGGACACCCAUUUGCAUUCGACAUGUCUUACAACACUGUGCAGUGGCUGCAGAGAUCCGAGUUCGCCCCGAGGACGUGAAGAAGCGCCAGCGCGUCUCCGAGAGCAUGAAGUUCCUGCUCGCGCAGGAGGCGACGCAGACCAAGAAGGAGGAGGCCAUCGGCGCUGGGUUGCUGCUGAGCAUUUCUACCUGUUCACAUCGCCAGGCAAGGGCGAAGCGCAAGGAGGCCAUGAAGGACUGA
This is a messenger RNA of Symbiodinium sp. CCMP2592, 390 nucleotides long. The record is from the annotation of a GenBank genome assembly. Lineage: Eukaryota; Dinophyceae; Suessiales; Symbiodiniaceae.